AAACCAAUCUUAUUUCGGCCUCGUCUUCCCCCUUCCAUCACACGUCUCUUUUCUCACCCUUUCUACAAUACCCCUCCACUCUUUUCAUCGACUCCAAUCCCAUCCCCAUCCAGCUCCCUAUCUUUCCAACUCUAUCUAUCUACCAAAAUCUCUCCGUUUCUCUAUAUAUAUCUACCUGUUUAAGAGAGAAGUCAGAGAGGGAACUGGUAGGGAAUAGGAAUGGAAGCCCAUGGAAGGGUGCUCAGCUCUGCAACACCAAGUGAGGAGGAGAUGGACCUUAGAAGAGGCCCAUGGACUGUGGAGGAAGACCUUAAACUCAUUAACUACAUCGCUGUCCAUGGUGAGGGCCGAUGGAACACUCUCGCCCGUUGUGCAGGACUGAAACGGACCGGCAAGAGUUGCAGGCUCCGGUGGCUCAACUAUCUCCGGCCGGAUGUCCGGCGCGGUAACAUUACCCCUGAAGAACAACUCCUUAUCCUAGAGCUCCACUCCCGUUGGGGAAACAGGUGGUCGAAAAUAGCACAGCACCUCCCCGGGAGAACCGACAACGAGAUAAAGAAUUAUUGGAGGACCAGAGUGCAAAAGCAAGCCAAGCAGCUCCAGUGCGACGUCAACAGCAAGAAGUUUAAGGACGCCAUGCGCUACCUUUGGAUGCCUCGCCUCAUCGAACGCAUCCAAGCAGCCUCGGGUGGCUCCCUUCAAGCCUCCAACCUCCUGCCCGACCACCCCGCCGGGCAGCCCGGGCAGGCCUGGCCCUGCCAGGAGAACUCGGCUUCUGCCCCGGCCGGGUCGAACUCGUCUGACUCGGUCGUGACUCAGUUUUCAUCGCCUCCCACCUCGGACUCGUUUACGGGUGAUUACUAUAAUUAUCCCGAUAAUUGUAUUCAGGGUGGUGAGAAUAAUAGCGAUGAGGGGACCCAGGCUGGGUUUGCUCAGUUGGAGGAUGGGUGGUACGAGAACCGGGGGUUCUUGGACUUUGAACAAGGUGGGUGGGGGGAGAAUUUGUGGAGCUUGGAGGACAUUUGGUCCACGCAGCAACAAGUUUAAGAAUUCAAAAGUGGAAGAAAAUUGUAGAGAAAAAGAUCAAUUUAAGAGUGUGAGUUAUUGAAAAGGAAGGGGAAAAAUACAAAAAGAGGAGACGAAAGUGAUGCAAGUGGAGGAGUUUUAGAAUUUCCUAUCACUUCUUCUCUCUACCUUUUGAUUUGUAUAACCUCUUGACCUGGGGAUACUUGAGUUUAUUCUUUGAGGAUGUAAUUGGAGAAUGUCUUUAGAUUUUGUGGCUUUGUAAUUCUAAUAAAAUAUUUUAAUUGUGAAUUGCUAACAA
Messenger RNA from Elaeis guineensis (African oil palm), 1324 nucleotides. Its product is annotated as transcription factor MYB78. Gene Ontology annotation, biological process: regulation of DNA-templated transcription. Lineage: Eukaryota; Viridiplantae; Streptophyta; Magnoliopsida; Arecales; Arecaceae. The record is from RefSeq and is a predicted model, not a curated record. Gene Ontology annotation, cellular component: nucleus. Gene Ontology annotation, molecular function: DNA-binding transcription factor activity; sequence-specific DNA binding.